Aspergillus heteromorphus CBS 117.55 is the source of this 765-nucleotide messenger RNA. RefSeq lists its product as uncharacterized. The record is from RefSeq and is a predicted model, not a curated record. The transcript has 3 exons. Bases 1 to 765 code for a protein of 254 amino acids. Lineage: Eukaryota; Fungi; Ascomycota; Eurotiomycetes; Eurotiales; Aspergillaceae.
AUGGACAUGACGGGGGAUCAAUAUCUCGAGUAUAUCCCUAUCGCGUGGAGUAGUGUGAACACUGCAUUGGGGUUUCCCCUGACGAGUAGGACCCUGUGGGAUAUGAUGGUGAUUUCGAUGCUUAAUUAUCAAGCAGACGAGAAUAUGGAGUCGGUGGUCGCCUCGCCUCGCCACCUGAGCGAACCCGACGCUCUCUCCCGCGAGUUGCAACCAACACCGCCAUUGGAAGACACCACACCCACUGCGUCCCUUCUCGAGGUAGGAGACGUGCUGCUAGAGUAUAUCCACCACAUCCGACAACACCACGGUGUCAGAAAACGGCCAGAAGCUGCGCACAACCACGUCGUAGAGGAACCGGAGAGAUCCAGACAAUUCCAGGAUGCGAGCCGCAGCAGAUAUCCAAAGCAGGAUUCUCGAUCAUACUUCAAUUGGGCCCGCACGACAGGCGCCAAUAACACCAGCUGUCCGUACUCCUUCACCUUUUUCUGCCGCCACAUCAGCGGCACAGACCCUACGCGCUUCUCCUCCGUGCAGGAGAAAUACUUUGCACGGGCUCUGGGAUCGCACCUAGCCACGAUGUGCCGUCAGUAUAACGACUACGGGUCUCAGCGACGGGACGUGGCGGAGAUGAACCUCAGCAGUUUGGAUUUUCCUCAGUUCCAGUCGGAUCAUGCGAAAGCGAAAGAGAAUGCGUUUGUUGAUGGGACAGACUUGAUUGGAAAGAUUUAUGCUGCGCAGGAUAUUGCGAGUCUGGUGCAGGAGUAA